This is a messenger RNA of Coregonus clupeaformis (lake whitefish), 3193 nucleotides long. RefSeq names its product KH homology domain-containing protein 4. The record is from RefSeq and is a predicted model, not a curated record. Gene Ontology annotation, cellular component: nucleus. Gene Ontology annotation, molecular function: RNA binding. The transcript is spliced from 14 exons. Lineage: Eukaryota; Metazoa; Chordata; Actinopteri; Salmoniformes; Salmonidae. The coding region runs from base 147 to 1937 and encodes 596 amino acids.
AACACCGGUCCCUUUCCCACAAAAACGGAAGUGGGAACGAUAUCGCACUACAACACUGUCUGGACAAGCUAUCUUGAAAGUCUAGUGGAGUUUGUAUUAACGUUAGUGUUUUUACGCGAAGAGAAAUUCAACCAAAUAGGAGAUUGAUGUCAUUUGGUGGACCACAAAACGGCAGUCGCCGUAGUAAAUGGGACCAGCCGGGCCCAGGUCCUGGUUCAGACCAGAUGGGGGAGGCGGAGGCGACUCCUACGGGGGCUCUGGACGCUGCAGCUGCUGUGGCAGCUAAGAUCAACGCCAUGCUGGUAGCCAAGGGCAAGCUCAAGCCCUCCCAGAUAGGACCCCCUGGACCGACUGGACCCCCAGACAGGCUUGUGGGUGCAGGGAAGCCCCAGCCCCCUAUGAAAACGAAGGAUGACCUGGUGGUGGCGGAGGUGGAGAUCAACGACGUUCCUCUCCCCUGCCGGAACCUGCUGACCCGCGGACAGACACAGGACGAGAUCAGCAAAGUGAGCGGUGCUGCUGUGUCCACCAGGGGGCGAUACAUGGCAGCAGUGGAGAAGUACAAGGCUCCACAAGGGGACCGACCCCUCUAUCUCCACGUCCAGGGCCAGACCAGGGAACUUGUCGACAGAGCUGUGAACCGCAUCAAGGAGAUCAUCACGAACGGAGUGGUGAAGGCUGCCACCACCUCCUACAGCGGAACCGGAGCCACAGUCCCAGUCUACCAGCAACACAAACCCCCGCCCCCCUCACUGCCCCCUAUCAACCACCAUCACAGACCACACUUCCAGUCUGGGAUGCACUAUGUGCAGGACAAGUUGUUUGUGGGUCUGGAGCAUGCCAUCCAGGGCUUCUCAGUAAAGGAGAGGGUGGAAGGUCCAGGCAGCUCCUACCUGCAGCACAUCCAGGCUGAGACCGGGGCCAAGGUCUUCCUCAGGGGGAAGGGAUCCGGCUGUCUGGAGCCCACCUCUGGCCGAGAGGCCUUCGAACCUAUGUACAUCUACAUCAGUCAUCCCAAACCAGAGGGCCUUGCUGCAGCUAAGACCCUGUGUGACAACCUGCUGCAGACGGUUCAUGCAGAGUAUUCUGGCUUCCUCAACCAGAUGAGUGCCAUGAUGCCUACUCCCGGCUUUAUGCAGCCCCCCAUGGCCAACGGGAUGCCCCCCCAGCCCUCUUACUAUCCCCCAGCAGGGUACCAGCCCAGCUACCCCCUCCCUGUACCUCCCCCCCAGCCCAUUCCUCCCCCCUAUGCUGUGCCCCCUCCCAUUCCCCCUGGGGUGCCCGCCGGUCUCCCCCUCCCAACCGGUACGCCCCCCCCCCUGCACCUGUCAACUCUCCCACCUGCUCCUUUCCCACCCGCCGCUCCGGUUCCGCCCAAAGCUCCGCCUCCCGUGGUCUCAGCCAAUCCGCCACAGAAGAGACGCUUCACUGAGGAGGUGCCAGACGAGAGGGACAGCGGUCUGCUGGGAUACCAGCAUGGACCCAUUCAUAUGACUAAUUUAGGUGCAGGCUUCCCUGUGGGCAGCCCCGGCCCCGAGGCUUCAGGACCCCCGCCACAGAGUUCCUCCGGGCCGCCGAGGGAGAGGGACAGCAGUAGGCAGUUGAUGCCUCCACCACCCAUUCCGAUGAACGGAGGCGUGACACCCAAGAUGGAGGAGAGGAGGCCGCUGCAAGGCCCCCUGGAUACCUCAGUGAAGAGGAUGAAGACUGGGCUCGUGGCGUACACUGGUGACUCUUCGGACGAAGAGGAGGACCACUCCACCCCCAAAACCUUGGGGGCAGGUAACCAUGGUAACGUCGCUGGGGCGCACCACUCCACCCCCACGUCAUCCUCGGGCUGGACUCUGGGGUACCGCUGCCCCCCUCCGCCUCCCCAACGUGCCAAAACACAGCAGGCACAGUCACAGCAGCCCAUGCCCUUCUGGAUGGCCCCAUAACACAGGAGUAUUAAACCUCAUACUCACCCCACCCCAUCCUGUCUCCCCUCCCCUGACACCGAGGGCCUUCUGGAUGGCCCCAUAACACAGGAGGAUUAAACCUCAUACUCACCCCACCCCAUCCUGUCUCCCCUCCCCUGACACCUAGGGCCUUCUGGAUGACCCCAUAACACAGGAGGAUUAAACCUCAUACUCACCCCACCCCAUCCUGUCUCCCCUCCCCUGACACCGAGAGCCUUCUGGAUGGCCCCAUAACACAGGAGGAUUAAACCUCAUACUCACCCCACCCCACCCCAUCCUGUCUCCCCUCCCCUGACACCUAGGGCCUUCUGGAUGGCCCCAUAACACAGGAGGAUUAAACCUCAUACUCACCCCACCCCAUCCUGUCUCCCCUCCCCUGACACCGAGGGCCUUCUGGAUGGCCCCAUAACACAGGAGGAUUAAACCUCAUACUCACCCCACCCCAUCCUGUCUCCCCUCCCCUGACACCGAGGGCCUUCUGGAUGGCCCCAUAACACAGGAGGAUUAAACCUCAUACUCACCUCAUCCCGUCUCCCCUCCCCUGACACCGAGGGCCUUCUGGAUGGCCCCAUAAUGAAGAUCUUUUACACUCCAAAUUGAGCCCCAGUCCCCCUUCUUCCCUUUCCCCUGAACCAUCACCUCUACCUGCUCCUCUACUUCAUAGAAUCUCUUUUGUGAUUGCUUGGAUUUCCUUAAAACAGUUUUGCCAUGCGCUCAGCAGUAAAGCAGAGUUUGUGUGUGUAAAUGGAUUAAACAGACCGGCUGACUCAGACAAAGAGAACAGACUCAACUGCAGCCAACCAGGCACAACCAGAAGAGUGAUGGACUGGAUAAAUGGUGACAAAUCCAGCAAGAUGCCCCAGACUUCCACACAGACACAGAUUCAAGUGUGCUCUGAACUCUGUAUAGGAGACACAGCUGCGGAACGGACACUCAUGGAGGAUAAUAGUACCCAGUUUCUGGUUGGUUUGGAACGUGUCGGCUCCUGGUUUUACUAGUGUAGAAAAACACUGAGGUGGAAGAGAUAUACAAUGCAUUCUAAAGGAUUUAUUUGUAAAAAAAAAAAAAAAACGUAUUUCCCUCAUCCCUGUUUUCUUUCCUGGUCCAAAUCUUAAUCAGAUCUUCCUCUUCCUUCAUUGAGUACAGAUCAUACAAACAUGCUUGUUGGACUUUUAUGAAAUGCAAUUGACUCAACUGUUCUAAUGCUUUUGUGGAAUAAAUUAGCAUUAUUUAUC